AUGACUGAUACUUUUAGAAUUAUCUUACUUUUAACAACUUUGUUUGCUAUAGCUUUAGCUAAAGAUGAGGUUGCAUUAGCUAAAAAAGAAGUAGCUCUAGCCAGAGAUAAAGCUCAUGUAUACGGAACUUUCUAUUGUUCUAUCAAAACGCCGACUACGUGGAUCCCUAGUACUACACAUCUGAAGUUCUGGGACAAAGGACGCAUUUUUGACAACACUUUGAAGUAAGUUAGCUAAAAUAUUAGGUGCCGACAUAAAUAAACCGCCAUUUUUUUACUGGAAAUUACAGGAAAAGUAUAGCGGGUUCUUUAUGUCGGCACCUAAUAGUAAACACAGAACCCAGAGCCAUAAUCCAGUACCCUAGCCCAGAGCCCUAGCCCAGAGCCUUAGCCUAGAGCCUUAACCCAGAGCCCUAGCUCAGAACCAUAGCCCAGAGCCCUAGCCUAGAGCCCUCGCCCAAAGCCCUAGCCCGAAAGCCUUAACCUAAAGCCCUAAUCCAGAGUUCUAGCCUAACCCCUAGCCCAUCACUCUAGUCCAGAACCUUAAGCCCGAACCGUAGCCCAACGCCUUAACCCAGAGCCCUCGCCCAGAGCCCUAGCCUAGAUCCCUUGCCUAGAGCCCUAGCUCAGAGCCCUAGCCCAGAGUCUUAGCCCAGAGCCCUAGCCUGAACGUCUUAGCCCAGAGACUCAGCCCAGAGCCUUAGCCUAAACGUCUUAGCACAGAAGCUCAGUCCAGAGGCUCAGCUCAGAGCCCUAACCGAGAGCCCUAGCCUGAACGCCUUAGCUAAGACCCUUAGCCUGAGCACAUUGUCUCAAAGCCCUUUUCUGAAUGCCCUAGUUCAGAGCCCUCGCUUAACUUGGAAAUAUUUCAGAGAAUUCAACCUUAGCGACGACAAUCAAUACAUUGAUGAAAACUUCACAAACGGUAUUUAUGGUUUGAACUUGUACUUGACCAUAUACCACACUUGCACACAUGAUGGAACUAUUAUCAAAUCAAUUCAAAAGCUGCACAAAGAUGAAAAUAACCUUGGCAAAUUUGAUUUGUACAGAGCUACAUAA
Molecule: messenger RNA, 1058 nt
Organism: Bursaphelenchus okinawaensis
Lineage: Eukaryota; Metazoa; Nematoda; Chromadorea; Rhabditida; Aphelenchoididae
Source: the annotation of a GenBank genome assembly